Messenger RNA from Plutella xylostella (diamondback moth), 2407 nucleotides. RefSeq names its product peptide transporter family 1. Gene Ontology annotation, cellular component: membrane. NCBI's taxonomy places the organism in Eukaryota, Metazoa, Arthropoda, Insecta, Lepidoptera, Plutellidae. The record is from RefSeq and is a predicted model, not a curated record. Gene Ontology annotation, molecular function: transmembrane transporter activity. Gene Ontology annotation, biological process: oligopeptide transport; transmembrane transport.
AUUGAUUUCUGAAUCAAACAAAUAUUUUGUUAGUAAACAUAACUGUUCUUUUUCUUAAAAAAGAAGAGCUGUUGGCUGUUACUUGUAUUAAUCAUUACAGUGUACUUUUAGAGCAAUGUUUUUCAGUAAUCCAACGUCGAUAUUUUGUAUUAUUGCUACCGAGUUUUGUGAAAGAUUCUCUUUCUGCGGAUUAAGAACCAUACUGUCGUUGUAUCUGAGGAAUGUGUUGUGUCUGCACGAGAACAGUGCGACAGUCGUCUACCACAUCUUCAUAAUGAUGUGCUAUACGAUGCCAUUGGUCGGGGCCAUCCUAGCCGACAACUUCUUAGGCCGAUAUAAGGUGAUAUUAUAUUUUUCAAUAAUUUACUUUAUCGGAACCAUAAUGACUUGUUGCGCCGCUAUACCACCGUUGAUGCUGCCUCAGACAACCACUUCAAUGAUCGGACUGAUCCUGAUUGCGACAGGCACCGGCGGCAUCAAACCCUGCGUGGCGGCCUUCGGAGGAGACCAGUUCCACCUGCCAGCUGAAAACCAGAGGCUGCAACGGUUCUUCUCCACCUUCUACUGCAUGGUGAACCUCGGCGGGUUCAUCGGCAUGGUGGUGACGCCGGCGCUGCGACGCAGCGUCAUGUGCUUCGGAGACGACACCUGCUACGCGCUCGGCUUCGGAUUCCCGGCCAUGCUUGUGCUGUGCUCUAUACUUAUUUUCAUGUCGGGCAAGAAAUGGUACAGGAUCAAACAACCUAGAAAGAAUGUGACCUUGCAAUUUGCCUCCUGCGCUUGGUAUGCCUUCAUGAAGCACAUGAGCUCUCGUCGGGAGGCUGAGCCGGUGUCGCACUGGCUCGACCAUUCCGCCAAGAAGUACGGACAGAAACUCGUGUCGGAUAUGAAGGUGGUGUUCUCCAUAUUGUACUUGUACCUGCCUGUUCCAAUAUUCUGGUCUUUGUUCGAUCAACAGGGCUCCCGUUGGACGUUCCAAGCUUCCCGUCUCCGCAGCGAAGUGUUCGGGGUAUCUCUCAUGCCGGACCAGCUGCAGGUGCUCAACCCGGCCAUGGUGCUGAUGCUGCUGCCGCUCUGCCCCGGGGGCUGCUGGCCGCUUGUCCCGGAGAUGAGGCCGCUGACCAAGAUGUUUGUCGGGGGAAUGUUGGCCGCCAUGUCGUUUGUGGCGGCCGGGAUACUGCAGAUCGGGAUUGAGCGGUCCACCCUGCAGCCGCCGCCGCGGCACUCGACAGGGCUAGCAUUCCUGAACUCCCUCCCCUGCGCCGUGGAAGUGUCAGUCCAGGGCGAGGUGACGGCGUCAGUGGAGCCCUACGGCACGGCGCUCGUGGCCCCGCUGCCGCUGCGGAGGCUGCGGGUGGCGGCGCGGGUGCGCGGGGGCUGCGGCGGGCGCGCACUGCGGCCUAGCUGUGCGGCGCAGGACAUGCGGACUGCGCCCGGGAUGUUCAUGCCGAUAGUGAUUGGUCAGAAUUCUGACGAUGAGAUGUCGCUCUACUUCAUGGACCCAAACACCUUCACCAAGUCUCUGACCGGCAAACCGAAACUCAAGGUGGUGUACAUCGGCGACACGGGUCCCAACAAGAACGUGUCGGUGACCGUGGAGACAGAGAAGGCUCUGCGGGACAUCUACUACGUGUCGGACGAGCCAGUCGACCACAUCGGCGAGUCCGCCUACAUGUGCUUGCAGCCGGGCAAGUUCCACUGGCGCGCGGACAGCGCGGGCGCGGCGGUGGCGGGGUCCGGGGAGGGGUACCUGCGCGCGGGGGGGGUGUACGUGCUGUGUCUGCGCGAGCGCAUGGGCCGGCUGGACGCGGCGUCGCUCCACGCGCCCAACCCGCCCAACGAGCUCAGCUUGGCCUGGAUCCUGCCCCAGUAUCUGCUCAUAUCGGUGGCGGAGAUCAUGUUCGCUGUCAGCGGGCUGGAGUUCUCUUUCACUCAGGCUCCGAAGAGCAUGAAGACCAUCACGAUAGCGGCGUGGUACGUGUCGGUGGCCGUCGGGAACCUCAUCGUGAUCCUCGUGGCUGAGACCAAGGCCUUCCAGUCCAGGGCGACGGAGCUGUUCGUGUACGCCGGCGCGCUGGCACUGGCCAUGCUGGUGUUCCUGCACCUGGCGCGGGGGUUCCCCGCCGGUGCGCCGGCGUGGGACGCCUCCUCCAGCGAGAGCCAGCCGCUGCUGCGGAGGCACUCCAAGGUGAUAUCCAUCCACUCGCUAUCAACCCUCGGCACGCCGAGCAGCGGCAAGGCCUGGUCGUGUCUGGAGGCCAUGCAGAGCCGCCGGGGGGGCUGGCCGCGGCACGCCACCGUCCAUGUUGGCACCCCCUCCGACACCGAUCUCGGACACACUACGCUGGCCAAGUGAUUGAGUGUGCGUUUGAUUCUUAAGGAGCAUGAAUAUAAUAUUUUGAAUUAC